Messenger RNA from Vigna umbellata (rice bean), 1266 nucleotides. It is a transcript of the gene ENH1, whose product is annotated as rubredoxin family protein. Gene Ontology annotation, molecular function: iron ion binding; protein binding. The record is from RefSeq and is a predicted model, not a curated record. NCBI's taxonomy places the organism in Eukaryota, Viridiplantae, Streptophyta, Magnoliopsida, Fabales, Fabaceae.
UUCUCAGAAUAAAAUAAAACCAAAACUCCUUGAACACCAUAAGAAAAUAAAAAGAAAAGGAGAAACUUUUUCAUCUAUACAUUUUUAUUGUUCAGAGCAAACGUGUGUGUUUGUUUGGUGGUGAAUUCCUAUCCACACAUCUCACCGGAAACAUGUCAGCGGUGGUUGCCGGUUCCUCCACUUCAUUCUCAGCCACCUUCACCACCAGGAGGAGUCCCUCCUCAAAAAACUCUCACCUCACACACUCCAAGACACUCGCUCCUCCUCAAUGCCAGAAAACAUCGUUACAAGGUCUCUCACUUCAUGAAGCCAAAAGGGGUGUUUCAGAAUCCUUCCUUGGUGAGAAAAAGAAUGGUUCCUCGAUCAGUGGGAGGAGACUUGAGAUCGCAGCAAAAACUGCUGGGGCUUCAAAGACAAUUGAGGCGGAGGUUGACAAGCCUCUAGGCCUCACCUUGGGCCAAAAGUCUGGUGGGGGUGUUGUCAUCACUGCUGUUGAUGGUGGUGGGAAUGCAGCAAAAGCAGGGCUAAAGUCAGGGGACCAAGUUCUUUACACUAGCAGUUUCUUUGGAGAUGAAUUGUGGCCUGCAGAUAAGCUUGGAUUUACUAAAACCGCAAUCCAAGCAAAGCCUGAUUCUGUCUACUUUGUUGUCAGCAGAGGUGGUGCCGAGGUAGAUGUAAAAAAGCUCACAAAGCGACCUGCUCCUCCUCGCUUUGGAAGAAAACUGACUGAUGCUCAAAAGGCGAGAGCUACACACAUUUGCCUUGAUUGUGGAUACAUAUACACCUUACAGAAACCUUUUGAUGAGCAGCCGGACACAUAUGGAUGUCCUCAGUGUCAAGCACCAAAGAAGAGGUUUGCUAGAUAUGAUGUUAACACUGGGAGAGCUAUUGGUGGAGGCUUGCCUCCUAUUGGAGUUAUUGUUGGACUUGUGGCUGGUGUAGGUGCUGUAGGAGCUUUGCUUCUUUAUGGUCUUCAGUAACACUUUAUUCCAUCACGUAUUUCUUUGUUUUCUUCAUUUUCUAUUUUCCCAAGCUUUCCAUUAUUGGAGCUUGUGUCAUUGAAACUCCUUGGAUAUUCAUGUCAAAGUUGAAUGAAGUUUCUAAUGAGUUUCAAAAUACUUUGUUUUUUUUUUUUUGAGGGGCCUUUACCAAUUUGAUGAGCUACAUUGAUAAUAUACAUGGUCAUUUCUUCUAGUAAUAUAUGAAAUAAUUGUUAUCAUCUCAAUGUAAUGAAUGCUCUUAAUACAUUUUCCAAUCUUCUUGUGA